Messenger RNA from Monodelphis domestica (gray short-tailed opossum), 1595 nucleotides. RefSeq names its product cell division cycle associated 3 (gene CDCA3). The record is from RefSeq and is a predicted model, not a curated record. Lineage: Eukaryota; Metazoa; Chordata; Mammalia; Didelphimorphia; Didelphidae.
AUUAAAAUAUUAAAUGAUAGUCAAUACGAAAUAGUUUAAUACUUUUUGAGGGAUUCAAGGAAUGUCAGCCGGCAUGAACUCGAGAAAAAGUCAUUUAAUUAAUCAAAGAUUCCCCUCGAAAAAGAGAUGAGCUUUCGCUGUAGUAGGUGGGCUUUCUGGUCCAGAGUCCCGUUUUAAAUGCCCAUUGGCCCCCGUGAUGCGUGCGACAGACAGCUCGCAGGCCCAAUGAACGUCCAGAUUGGCAAGAGGCGUCUCACGUACAGGAAGUUCAGCCAAUCAGAGGUAGCCAGGGGGCGUGGCGGGAGGUUUGAAACGCAACUUUUAGAAUUUGGGACCGAAUGGUAACAGAUCUACAGGCGAUCUCUGAAUUCGACGAGUGAACGAGUUUUCAGGUUUGAGAAUACUAUCUCCUUCCGCCUAAAGUCCUUUCUUCUUUCUCCGCCGGGACCCUCUGUCUGGACGGCGCUGGGGCCUCCACUCCUCGGAACCAAGGCAGGUCCUCCCCUCCUCCCGCCCUCGCGGGCAGCUGACCGGCGGAGCAGUGAGGAUGGGCUCGGCCAAGAGCAUCCCGGCCACCCCGGCCCGUCCUGCGCCCUGCAACAAGCACCUGGCGCACGUAACAGAUCCUCGUUCUCCCAGUGCAGGCAUUCUGCGCACCCCUAUCCAGGUGGAGAGCUCACCACAACUAAGUCCCUCUGCCAUGGAACAGCAGCAGAAAGCCACGACCAAAUAUAUACAACAACCUCAAGACUCUGAUCCCCGUUCUCCCACAUUUGGCAUUAUCCGAACACCCAUGAAAACCAGCACUGUAGACCCUUCAAACCAGCUGGUAAAGCAGCUUAGUGAGGCCUUUGGGGCUGAAGCCUCUAAGCCAGAGCAUUCCACUGAGCCAGCCCUACCUGUGAAGUUUUCAUCCCAGCCUGAGCAGGACUUGUCUCCAUUCUCCCUUGAACGACAAAUACCACCAGCCUCCCUGAGCCAAAUUGAGGUUUCCCGAAAACAGACAAACACUACAGAAGUAACAGAACAGCUUCCAGCACCUCGAAUGACCAGCCAGGACCCUGAUAAGUUCUUGAGAGGCUCUGAGACUCCUUGUUCUUCAGGUUCUAAGCCCCCUAGAAGGAAACCUGCUAGCAAGGUCCUAGGGAGAUCACCCCUCACCACCCUGCAGGAUGAUAAUUCCCCUGGUCCCCUGAUGCCUCGGCAGGGUAAACGUUCCACAGUGCUGAGUGAGAAUGUGGGAGAUCGGAAAGAAGGGGCUAUUCUGGUAACUGGACACCCUCUGAAGAUCACUGGAUGGGCCUGGGAUCAGGGUCAUAACAAAGAGAACCAGCAUUGUUCCUUGGUUGAGAACUAGAGCCUAAUUUGUUCUGCUCUAGACUUUGAUGCUUCAUUUUAUCUCCUCUCCUAAUAGCCAAGAGAUGAACAUUUGUUCUUCUUGCCUCCCCACAAAACCAAAGUAAUCAGCUCUGACAGAGAGCACGUCAUGUUCUCCGUAUUUCUGUGUUUAAGCUAAUUCCCCCAUCUCCACUUUGUACAGUGUGUAUUUGAAGUAUGUAUGAUUUAUAUUAAAGAAAAUGUUGAAAAAGUUAAAA